AUGGAUUUGCCGCUUGAAGAAGAAGAAAUAGACGUGUUUAGAAAUGUGGGGCAAGGACUAGUCGAUAGAUACAGGGAGAUAAUGAUACAGUAUUGGCAAGAGCUUAUUAACGAAAUAGAGUCCACCAAUGAACCUGGAAGCGAACAUAACGAUGACUUCAAAUCUCAUUCGCUUCCUUUGGCAAGGAUAAAAAAAGUCAUGAAGACCGACGAAGACGUGCGAAUGAUUAGUGCAGAAGCACCUAUUCUUUUCGCGAAAGCUUGCGAAAUUUUUAUCACAGAACUAACCAUGCGGGCGUGGUGUGUUGCUGAAGAACACAAACGUCGCACACUACAAAAAAGCGAUAUUGCACAAGCGUUGCUCAAGAGUGAUAUGUUUGAUUUUUUGAUCGAUAUUGUCCCAAGAAAUUUGUAA
This is a messenger RNA of Lachancea mirantina, 414 nucleotides long. Lineage: Eukaryota; Fungi; Ascomycota; Saccharomycetes; Saccharomycetales; Saccharomycetaceae. The record is from the annotation of a GenBank genome assembly.